CAGAAGCGCGUUCAAUAUUUUUUGAUAAAUCUUGAGUGUUUACAAUAAGUUGGUAAUUUAGAUCAAGUGUAGAAUAUGGUGGCUGAUAAUCCCGAUGAAAUUGAUCCUGCCGUUUUGGCAUUAAUAAAGGAUAUUAAUUACGGAAAAAUCCAUGGAAGUUAUAAUAUUGUUGUUUCUACUGUGUUGCUGUUAAAAAAACUCAUCACAAGUUCAAAAUGGAAUACAGCCGAGCAAGUAAUGGAGCUAAUAAGAAAAAAUGGAAAAGUCUUGAUUGAUUCCAUACCACUGGAAGCUUCUAUAGGCAAUAUGAUCCGUAGAAUAUUGAAGAUUAUACGAGAAGAGUACAUCUCAGAAUUGAAAAAUAGAACUGAUGAAACUGACCCCCAAGAAUCGCUCCACAAAAUCAUUACUGCUGAAGGGGAUCAGGAGAACGACUUCUCUCAUUCUUUACCUUCUCUAAAAUCUGCUCUCAUCGAACACAUCACAGAGUUUGAAGUUGAACUUGAAACAUGCUCUGGAAACAUCACCCAACAAGCAUCGAAACACAUCCAUUCUAACGAAAUUAUCAUGACAUUGGGAAAGUCUAGACUCGUUGAGGACUUCCUUAAGCAGGCGGUUUCAAGUAGAACGUUCGAAGUAAUUGUUGCUGAAGGUGGACCAUUCCUCAAUGGGCACGAGAUGGCAGCAAAUUUGGCAAAAGCAAGCAUAAAGACGACUCUAAUAUCUGACGUAGCUAUAUUCGCUAUGAUGUCUCGUGUGAAUAAAGUCAUAAUUGGAACACAUACAGUGAUGGCUAAUGGAGGGCUUAGAUCAAUAACUGGAUCUCACACAGUUGCGCAAGCAGCAAAACAUUACUCUGUACCAGUUAUGGUCUUACUACCCCUUUAUAAACUCUCACCUCUAUAUCUCUGUUCGUACGAACAAGAUGCAUUCAACAAACAUGUGUCACCAACGCAAGGGGUCAUAGACGGCACCAAUGCUCCACUGAUGGAAAAAAUUCAAGCUUAUAAUCCAGUCUUUGACUACGUUCCACCUGAACUGGUGACUCUGUUCAUUACUAAUACUGGAGGAAAUGCACCGUCUUAUAUCUACAGAUUAUUAAGCGAACUAUACCAUCCUGACGACUUUGAAUUGUAGUGAAUGAAGAUACUGAAAUUUAGCGUCACGGGAUUCAACCAUCUAUCGAUGAACAGAUUUACAGAGGAUGGGAUAACAAGAAAGGAACAAAAGGUCCAAAACUAAAAACCUGAAAAAAAUCCAAUGCGUAUCAGAAAUUUUUUGUAUUAAAUUUAUGCAUCACAGUAGUAUAGUAACAUUCAUAUUUGUAAUUGAUAUUCUCACGCUUACAUACUUCAGUGGUUUAAUCUGUCAACAAUAUUCCUAAUGUCAGAUAAAGUUACAUUUGACAAAGAAUCUCAAAAUCGAACUGUGUGUCCCAAAUCAUUAUUUUAUCUGAAAUUAGAAUCACUUCAAGUCUAAUAUGAAGCGCAGACGCAUUAAUAACUUAUGUGUAAUAUAUAUUUAUAUAUAUAUAAUAUAAUCAUAUGUAUAAUUAGUUAAUACUUAGUAAUAAUGUAGCAUAAUUUACCCUAAAUUCUAUAAUCAGACGUAUGGACUCCAAUUACUUCCAUCUUCUGGUUGUAAGGAAUUUGUUACUAAUAAGAUAACAU
This is a messenger RNA of Athalia rosae (coleseed sawfly), 1670 nucleotides long. It is a transcript of the gene eIF2Bbeta, whose product is annotated as translation initiation factor eIF-2B subunit beta. Gene Ontology annotation, cellular component: eukaryotic translation initiation factor 2B complex. The record is from RefSeq and is a predicted model, not a curated record. Lineage: Eukaryota; Metazoa; Arthropoda; Insecta; Hymenoptera; Athaliidae. Bases 76 to 1137 code for a protein of 353 amino acids. Gene Ontology annotation, biological process: translational initiation. Gene Ontology annotation, molecular function: translation initiation factor activity; guanyl-nucleotide exchange factor activity. The transcript has 7 exons.